Molecule: messenger RNA, 2368 nt
Organism: Schistosoma curassoni
Lineage: Eukaryota; Metazoa; Platyhelminthes; Trematoda; Strigeidida; Schistosomatidae
Source: the annotation of a GenBank genome assembly
CUCAAGGUUACUUUUCAUCGUUCAAAGGUCAUCCAUAGAUUAUAGUCGCACUGGUUUUUAUCUGAGCUUCUAAAUCAACUUGCAGGUGCAGUAUUUGCAAGGAGAGUUUGAAUACUACUCAAACAUCUGUCGUUUGCAUUAAUAUGCGCCAUGUUCGAUUUUUGUCUCAAUGGCAAUUUUACCUUGAUCCUGAAGUUAACAUCCCUAUAAACUUUUUUUUUACAAGAGCCUUUUUGGGGUAUGUUGAGUUGUACUUCUAAAAUUCUAUAUAGAGACCGCUUCAAAGGUUUUCGAACGUGUAGUGAAUUAUCAAAAAAGGACCAAGAUUUCAACAACGCAGACAGUUCUAAUCAUGUAUCUAAAUUCCCCGAGAAGAAAAAUGUGAAUCGACAAAGCGAACGCAACAUUAUUGAGGCAGUUCCCACAAUCGUAUCCAAGCAUAUAGUUUUUUCUGAUUCCGAAGAAAACGAUAAGCAGCCAUUUGCGAUCGCCUCAGAAGAAGAAAAACACCUAAUCGACAAUACUGACGUAAAUUGCUCAUCGAUCAAGAAGCCUUUGCAAUCAAGAAAGUAUUUUACAUCUGUCUCCUACACCUUAAAACAUUUGCUUCAUUCUGACUCGGUUAUAUCGGAGAGCGACUCAUCAUCUGAUUCAAACCAUGAACUCAGAACUCAAAAUUUCGUAUUUCCAACUGCUAGUUCUCAAGCAACUAAAAGAACUAUUCCAAAUGUUCUCUCCUUCAGUAGUUCAAAAAGUAAUACCAGUGUUGUUAGUAGCUAUGUCGAUGAGUUAUGUAAAAUGUUGGACGAAAUGCAACAAUUGGGUCUUCCUACUAGCUUUGGUUGUCCACAUAAACAAAAGUCAGUGAAUCCGAAGUCUGCAAAGUCUGAAGAUAUUUUAUUCGAUUACUAUGACGAUGAGGAAGUGGACCAAUGGUUGCUAGUAUUUGCGAGCCGAUGUAAAGAUAAUACUGCACAAAGAAAACAGAGGAGUAUUGUGCGUCAUUGUCUGUCAGAUCUUGAUCUUGAAUCUGUUCGGUAUUCUGGAUCAUUAUUUAUGAGUUCAUCUGGAGAAUUAAAAAGUUUGAUCGAUCCAUACAUUUGUGCAGGUUCAGUUUUUUCAAGAAUGUGUUAUGUACUGGAGAUGGUUUGUGUGUUUACCAGUGAACAUAAUGGCAAUAAUAGUUAUCGCGUACUCAACUCAUGGGAACUGAAUCUGCCUCGUUGCUGGAAUUCGCCAACAUUCAACUUAGAGGCCCUUUUAUACAACUGUCGCUUCUUUUGGCGUUAUAAUCCACCUGUACCUAAAUUAGCAUGUGAGUCCAAACAGCUGAUGUGCAUUACCUUUGACCCUUCAAUGGAUAAAUAUUGGGCUCAAAGAUUUCGUCUAUUCUCUCGUUUUGAUUCUGGGAUUCAGGUCGAUUGUGAUUCAUUAUUCAGUGCUACUCCUGAAGUAAUUGCUGCUCACCAGGCCAAACGUAUAUAUCGAGUUUUUACGCCUUGGACAAAAGGAAGUUACACAGUCUUGGAUAUUUUCUGUGGUACUGGAUCAAAUGCUAUACAAUUCGCGUUACGUGGAUUUCGAGUGAUUGCGAUUGAAUCCGAUCCAAUUCGUAUUUCAAUGGCUGCAAAUAAUGCGGAAAUUUAUGGCGUUCGCCAUCUUAUUGAAUUUGUUUGUGAAGAUUAUUUUACUUGGGCAUGGAAGCAGAUUCAGUCAAAUUUCGUUUCUCAAUCCGCUUUGACCAACAACGUUGGAUAUACUGCUGCUCUAAUGUCACCACCAUGGGGCGGACCUAGUUAUUUAGAACAUGAAAGUUUUAACUUAUCGAGUAUAAAAUUUCAAAAUUCCAACACAAAUUUAUGGUGUGCUUUGUAUUUAGCUCUGGUGCUGACCAAUGGGAAUGUAGCGUUGUUUUUGCCUCGUAAUACAAAUAUGGCAGAUUUUCUGGAAAUUUCAGCCAAAUGUAUUAGAGAAAUUAAAAUGGAUUCGUUAGACAUUGAAUUCGAAUUGAACUUGAUUAAUUUCAAAAGCAAAGCUUUGACUGUUUAUUUUGGUACCUUGGCAAAUGCUAACAGAAGGACAACAGAUACAAAAUCUGAUCAUUCAGACGAAUCAGAUUACCUUAGUUAAUGUGAUCUUGAUAAGACAUUUUUGUAAAUAAUCUUAAUUUAUAAGAUUCGGUUUUUUUUUAUAUGACUUUUGUAUCGGAACUUUCUUCCAAGAUAUAAAUAUGUGUGGUUGGUAGGAUCUUUGAAUGAAUAAAUUAUAAUUGUAUAUGGUUUGUUGAUUUAGCUAUUCAGUGUAUUGUAUUUUCUGUUGUAUUAUGAUAAGAUAAAAUAUAAAAUUAUUCAUUUUUUGCAUUGAGAAA